CGGAAAAUGAAAAUGACAUUAACCAAGAUGGCGCCAGGCGACCGAGUAAAGCGAUGAGAGAAUAGAACAACAAGCGAUUCAACUAAAUAACAGUGCGCAUUAAUGUCCUCCGUGCGACUAUUUUUAAACCAGACAUCCAUCUUAUCACCGGGGAACCGCAAAGCGCGCACCGAGAAGUCGCAUUGGUCUACGCGGAUGUGAUUAUUCAACUGUUGGCUAGCUGCUAAAGUAGCCAACGUCGCUAACGCUCGCUAACUGCGGAAGAGGAGCGAGGAGGAGGCAGGCAACACAAGUUUGUGUUCAAUCGAGCGACCCGCUCUCAGUUUGCACAUCGACUCGCCCGAGUUAUCGUUUUUAGUUCGCGGGACGGUCCGGCUCAUCGUAACCAGGAAAACUAACGUUGCACCGGUGACAAGGAGAGCCGAGGAAAGGCGUCAUCUUCGCUGCUGUGACGCCAUGGCUCUUUCGCCUAUUCAAAGCGGACUGCCGGGGGUUCAGAACUUCCGAGCUGAUCCUGAAGAGUUUUUCACCAAGAUGGACAGGAUAGGGAAAGGCUCCUUUGGGGAAGUUUUCAAAGGCAUCGACACCCGGACACAGAAAGUUGUGGCCAUUAAAAUUAUUGAUCUGGAAGAAGCAGAGGAUGACAUCGAAGACAUCCAACAGGAAAUCACUGUUCUCAGCCAGUGUGACAGUCCCUUUAUCACCAAGUAUUACGGAUCAUACCUAAAGGGCACAAAGUUAUGGAUUAUCAUGGAAUAUUUGGGUGGAGGAUCAGCCCUGGAUUUGUUGGAACCUGGUGCCCUGGAUGAAACGCAGAUCGCCACGAUUUUGAGAGAGAUCCUGAAAGGGCUCGAGUAUCUGCACUCUGAAAAGAAAAUCCAUAGAGAUAUCAAAGCUGCCAACGUGUUGCUGUCAGAACAAGGCGACGUGAAGCUGGCAGACUUUGGAGUGGCGGGCCAGCUAACGGACACGCAGAUAAAAAGGAACACAUUUGUCGGAACUCCUUUCUGGAUGGCGCCCGAGGUCAUAAAGCAGUCCGCUUACGACUCAAAGGCGGACAUCUGGUCGUUGGGAAUAACAGCAAUAGAACUGGCCAAAGGAGAGCCGCCGCACUCUGAACUUCACCCCAUGAAGGUCCUAUUCCUCAUCCCAAAGAACAACCCACCUACACUGGAAGGAAACUACAGUAAACCACUUAAAGAAUUUGUUGAAGCCUGUUUAAAUAAGGAGCCUAGCUUUAGGCCAACUGCCAAAGAGCUGUUAAAACACAAGUAUAUUGUAAGGCAUUCCAAAAAGACAUCAUACCUGGCAGAGCUGAUCGACAGAUACAAGAGGUGGAAAUCCGAGCAGUCUCGGGCUGAAUCCAGCUCCGAUGAUUCUGACGAGGAGUCAAACGGCCAGGCGUCUGGAGGAGACGACGCUGGCAAUGACGACUGGAUCUUCAACACCAUCAGGGAGAAGGACCUCAAGAAGUUUCAGAAUGGGGCGGCGCAGCCUGCUGAGCUUGAAAGCAAACCGGAGAGUCCAAAAAGGCCUUUGUCACAAAGCUUAUCCACAAUCUUUUCUCCGUUGUUCACUGAGCUGAAAGAAAAGGGAGAGACGCGUAACGGCAAGCCGGGGGCCGUGGAGGGGCUUCAGGAGGCCGUUCUCCUGGCAGAAGAAACCCACCCUGGGAUCUGUGACUCCCUGGUAGCUGAGCUAGUGCAGAGACUCCAGAGGUUUUCUGUGCCCCAGCCCACUGCCGGCCAUUGAGGGGCGCCAUAUCCUGCGCCUCUCUAAUUUCCCACCCUGAUGGCGGCAGUCGGAUCUUUUCCUCUGACCUCCAGAGCCGGGAUGAAGUCUCCCAGGAAUGUCUCCAUCCCUCGCUUGGCUGAAGCAAAUCCUGGCCCGUAUAAUGUCUGUUUACCCCGCUAGCACACCACCACCCCGAGGGUCCCAACCGGGACAGUCAGUCGCCAGCGGCUCAGCUGCGACUACGACCUCCACCUGCUGUAAAAUGUCCCUUCUCAAUACCUCCUUCACAACUGUUUGAUUUUAGCUUUGAGGGGCGGAGUCCGCCGUCUCUCUGCGAGGACUCCCACGUUAUUGGUUUUUUGACGGGCGUUUUUCACAGAGGUUUUACACUCUGCAUCUUUUAUGGAGAAAAACACCUUGCUUAAUUAAUAGUGUGCGUGCGUGUGUGUGUCUGUGUGAGAUAUCAUGUGAAACGUGCGGUGGCGUGUCGAGUGGGUUGAAGCGUUCUAUCAAACUCAGGUAUCCUGCUUUAAGAGGAUUGGGUUCUCUGGGAGACGGAAAGCGCUCUAUAGGGUGGCUGUACAGACUUGUAAAUAUGCUAAUUUCUACAGAUUCCUGAAAAAAAUAAAUAAUGAAGUGUUUGUAAUGGAACCACUGUGUACAAACGGCCACAUGCAAUCUGUAGAUAGAUAAAUAUUUUGAGAGACUAAAUAUGGCCAUAGAUGAGAUUGCCUUGCCUUUCUACUCCUUCUUUUGUAUAUCGGUCUUUUGAUUUCUCCGGUUGUUUAAACGAUCUCCAGUGAAAAUAGCUGCCCUCUAUCAUGUCCUACCAUUGAUUUGUUUUACAUUUGCUGUUUUACACAAGCCCUGGUUUGGUGGACUUUGCCUCUUCGCUCCCCCCCUUUUUUUGCGGCGUGUUUUUGGCCGGUAAGAUGAGCUGAGGUUUCCUCCCUUCACCCCAUUAACGGAGCAGACAGUGUUAGUCUUCCUCGGAGCGGUACUAUCCAUCUCCUCGGCUCGCCUCCAGCUUUAAUUGCACUUACAAGUACAAAUGCCUUUUGGGCUGUAAGCAAAGUAGCCAUAAAUCCGUAGCACGGGACUCGCAGCUUCCAGGUAUGCUACCUGGGACAAAACAAAAGUCCACCUGAAGUCUCGCAGGUGGGACCUCCGGUGUGAUAUUUGCUUGGCCGGAUCUUUCAGUUUGUACUCGUGAGCGGUUUUCACUUGUAUAGUUAAUAAAAGUGUUUUGAGACAAAGACUUGUCACGGAGCAGACGACGUGUUGACGGCCUGAGCAGUAUGCGUUGUAGCAUGCUGUCGCAGAACUGGAGGAACGCGGAGUCCCGAUCAGCCUUAGAUUAUUUUGGAUGAAUAGUAUCUUCUUUAAAAUGUUAGGUGCAAUGCUUUUGUUGUCAUUGCUUCUUUUCCCCUUUUUUGUGGUAUUACAAUGGCAUAUGCAGCAAUACUUUUAGAAGACGAACGAUAAAAGAUCAAACAUAUUUAUUUCAUUCCUUGUCAGUAUGAUGGAUGUAUGAUCAAAUGGACUCGUUUUGUCUCGGAUGAGAGGGAUUUUUCAUCAUUCUUGAAAAAUCGGAUUUUAUUUUUUGCCACAGGAAUUUAAAUGGUACAGUUAACAAGGCGAGUUAAAGAAACAGUGAUGAAAAAACUUUUUACACUCUGAGGAUAGUUAGAUAAGAUCAACUUCUGUUAUAUUUUCCCUUUAAAUAUACUGCUACGCCAGUUAGCUUAGCACAAGGACAGGAAACCGCUAACAAACAUUACUUACAAUAUUGUCAUUCUUCUUCCUCUCUGAUUUCAACAAUCAAACGCAACAUUUCCGUAUUUCUUUAAAAAUGUUUUUAUUUCUGAUUGCUGAAGGUUUAAUGGGGAGAAGUCAAAUAUGUAUAUUUCUUGAAGUAUAAGCCAACUUCAGCCUCGUGUUUUCUGCUCUUCUGUGAAAAUAUUACGGCUCUUCAUUGAAACUCGUGCACUGUGCCUCCAUCCCAAACUGAGACCAAUACAACUUGCACCUUUUGACAUCGUCCGUUACGACGAUAUCUUUUGAUGUGUUUGCACUUUGCAGAUUUAUUUUGUUUUGUUUUCCAAUGGUGGUUUUCAAAGGCUACAAUGUCACCAUCACACCAGUUUGAUUCCCUUUGUGUCGUAUGGCAAUAAAGCAGUGUGAUCGCCAAGGGUCAAUCCUUAGCACAAGUAGGCAGAUAUUCCAUUAAACUAUUUUUCUAACCCAAAAGAGCAGUAUUAUGUAAUCGAGGGAGUAACGUUUAGUUCUGUGAUGUGUAAAAGUUUCAGUAAACACUGGAUAGCAAUCACUUAAAAUGUGCACUUCAUUUUGUGUGACUUUGCUGACCGUUUAGUUGUUUAUAAAUGUUUGAUCAUUCAGGACGUUGCUGUGGGAGUUAUUGAAAGUCGUUGAAUGAUUUUUAAGGAAAGAAUUAAAAUCCAAUACAAUUUGAUGAAUGGUUUUGCCACUGUUUGACCGAAUCCUAUGUGAGAAGUUUUCUUUGCUUUUCUGCAAUAUCUUUACAGAUUUGAUUCAGAUAUUUAAGUGCACCCAUCAACCUAAAGUGCCUAAAGUUUAAAUGCAACCCUUGGCUGUUGUAGUGUAAGAGUCUUAAUUUUGUUUCACUUGUACACUGUAGUGUGAUAAUGGUACAUUCAUUCUAAUAAUGCACAAGCUUAUUAAAAAUCAAGAGAUUAAAUAUAUGAAUUACUGA
Messenger RNA from Gasterosteus aculeatus aculeatus (three-spined stickleback), 4468 nucleotides. RefSeq names its product serine/threonine kinase 24a (STE20 homolog, yeast) (gene stk24a). Gene Ontology annotation, molecular function: ATP binding; protein serine/threonine kinase activity. Gene Ontology annotation, cellular component: Golgi apparatus; cytoplasm. Gene Ontology annotation, biological process: protein phosphorylation; negative regulation of cell migration. The record is from RefSeq and is a predicted model, not a curated record. NCBI's taxonomy places the organism in Eukaryota, Metazoa, Chordata, Actinopteri, Perciformes, Gasterosteidae.